CCGACUUUCGUUCAAACAAAGCCGCACUCGUUUCACCUUUACAUUCGCUACAAACCAAUUUCAGCUUCGCCCUACAACAUGCAGGGCUUCCUUCUGCUCGGCGCCGCAGCCAUUGGCCUGGCCAAUGCUGCCGCCGUCGAAUUCCCCAAGAGGAACUACGACAACGUUCCCGGCAACCCAUACAACAACAUCCCCCAGGGCUACACCACCUCGACCGUCUACGAGACGCAGACUUUCACAGUUACUGACUGCCACGAUGACGUCCCCGACUGCCCCAACACGCCUCACAUCACCACAAAGACCAUUGCCGUCUCGACCACCAUCUGUCCCAUCACCGAGGUCGAGACUCCUCCUGGUUCCGUCUCCGAGGCUUCUACCCCAUACGUUCCUCCUCAGCCUACCUCGUCGUCUAUCCCGUAUGGUCCUCCUCCUGUGGAAACCAAGCCCACCACUUCUUCGGCUCCUCCUGCUGAGACCCAGCCGAGUUCUUCGGUCCCUCCCGUAGAGUCCGAGUCUUCUUCUCUUCCUCCUGUGGACACAACUCACUACGGUCCUCCUCCUUCCGAGACUCAGCCUACUUCUUCUGCUCCUGAGACUGUCCCCAGCAAGGAGACUACUCCUUAUGCUCCCCCUCCCGCUGGAUCUACUGAGGCUACUAGCUCGGUUCCCUCUGUCGAGACUGAGUCCACUUCGAUUCCUCCCGUUGAGACUAAGCCUACCACCACUGGCAAGCAGAGCACUACUCCCUAUGCUCCUCCUCCUGCCGGAUCUACUGAGGUUUCCAGCUCUGUCCCCUCUGUCGAGACCGAAUCUACUUCAGUUCCUCCCGUUGAGACCGAGUCUUCUUCGGUUCCUCCUGUCGAGACCAAGCCCACCACCACUGGCAAGCAGAGCACCCACUAUGGCCCUCCUCCUUCUGAGACCUUGCCUGCUACUUCUGAGGGUACCACCGAGUUGACCACUUCCACGCCCAAGCCCCAGACCACUGGCUGGACCACCUCAACUGUCUACACUACUGAGGUUCACACCAUCACCUCUUGCGCUCCUGAGGUUCCUGACUGCCCCGGAACUCCCCACGUGACCACCAAGACCAUUGCUGUCUCAACUACUGUCUGCCCCGUCACUGAGACUCAGCCUGUUCCUACCGGCAAGGGCUCGACCGACUACCCUCCUCCCCCUGUGAAGACCACCACCAAGCCCGGCGUCUCUACUGAGGAGAUCCCCAGCUCGUCUGAGGAGGUCCCUAGCUCUUCUGAGGUUCCCAGCUCUUCCGAGGGUGUUCCAACUACUUCCGAGGGUGUCCCUACCACCACUGGAAAGUACCCUCCUCCCCCCAAGUCGUCGACCAAGCCCGGUGUCUCUACUGAGGAGGUUCCCACUACUUCUGAGGAAGUUCCCACUUCGUCCGAGGGCGUUCCUACUACCGCUGGCAAGUACCCCCCUCCUCCCAAGUCUUCCACCAAGCCUGGUCACUCCACCGAGGAGGUUCCUACUUCCUCUGAAGAGGUUCCCACUUCGUCCGAGGCUGUUCCCACCACCUCCGGCAAGUAUCCUCCCCCUCCCAAGUCGUCGACCAAGCCCGGUGUCUCGACUGAGGAAGUCCCUACUUCUUCUGAAGAGAUCCCCAGCUCGUCCGAGGAGGUCCCCUCUACCACCGGCAAGACUUCGUCCACUGGCAAGUAUCCUCCUCCUCCCAAGACCACUGGCUGGACCACUUCCACUGUCUACACCACCAACGUGUACACUGUGACUUCGUGCCCCCCUGAGGUUCCUGACUGCCCCAACACUCCUCACGUCACGACUGAGACUAUCGCUAUUUCCACCACUGUCUGCCCCGUGACCUCUGAGUCUGUCACCGAGACCACUGGCAUCGAGACUGUCCCUCAGUCAUCUGAGACCACCGACAUCGAGACAGCCCCCACCACUACUGGCACUGAGGUUGUUCCCACCACCACCGGUACUGAGGUCGUUCCCACCACCAAGGCUACUACCAAGGUCACCACCGAGGUCACCACCAAGGGACACUCAACCACUGAGUGGACUACCUCGACCGUCUACACCACCAACGUGUACACCAUCACUUCUUGCCCUCCUGAGGUUCCUGACUGCCCUGGCACUCCCCAUGUCACAACCGAGACUAUCGCCGUGUCCACCACUGUCUGCCCUGUGACUUCGACCACCGAGGUGCCUCCUCACUCUACCAAGACAGUUCCUACCAAGCAGGGUACCACUGAGGUUCCUACCACUCUCAUCACCUCGACUCCCGGUGUUCCCACCACGCCUGUUCCCACUGGCCACAACGACACCACGGCUUAUCCUCCUCCUAAGCCCAGCGAGUCUAAGGAUACCACUGAGGUUCCUCCUCCUAAGCCCACGACCACGAUCAAGACUGGAACUACUGAGGUCCCCCCUAAGCCUUCGACCACUGAGUGGACUACCUCGACCGUGUACACCACCACUGUCAAGACCAUCACCUACUGUGGACCUGAUGUGCCCUACUGCUCUCAGCCUCCUCAUGUCACCACUGAGACCAUCGCUAUUUCCACCACUGUCUGCCCUGUGACUUCGACCGAAGAGGUGCCUCCUCCCAAGUCCACUAAGCCCACGGCUAACACUGAGGUGCCUCCUCCUAAGACCACCGGUACUACUGAGGUCCCUCCCCCCAAGGAUACUACCACAGUUCCUCCUCCCAAGCCAGUUACCACUACCGGCUGGUCUACCUCUACCGUGUACACCACCACUGUCAAGACCAUCACCUACUGUGGACCUGAUGUGCCCUACUGCUCUCAGCCUCCUCACAUCACCACUGAGACCAUCGCUGUUUCCACCACUGUCUGCCCCGUCACUUCGACCUACGUCCCUCCCAAGCCCACUGGCAACACUGAGGUUCCCCCUCCUAAGCCUACUGGACACACCGAGGUCACUCCUCCCAAGCCUACCGGCCACACUGAGGUUACUCCCCCCAAGCCCACUGCCCCUGUCAGCGUCGAGACCACCACUCACUUGACCACCUCGACUGUGUACACCACCAAGGUCCGAACUGUCACCUGGUGCGGCCCUGAGGUCCCUGACUGCCCCAACACCCCUCAUGUCACGACCGAGACCAUCGCUCUCUCGACCACCAUCUGCCCCGUGACCAUCACCCGCGAGGUUACUCCUCCUCCCUACCAGACCACCAAGGGUGUUCCUCCUCAGCCUCACACCACCAAGGUCGUCUACCCUCCCAACCCUCCUCUGCCUGGCAACUACACCCAGACUCUGUACACUACUAAGCACUACACCAUCACCAAGUGCCCUCCUGAGGUUCCUAACUGUCCCAUCGGCUCGGUCACUACCACUGUCUAUGCUACUGCUACCACCUGCAUCCAGAGCUGGCGACCCACCACUAAGGUCACUCAGCCCACUACUGUCGUUCCUCCUCCCCACGGCGGCAACCUGACCUCGACUCUGUACACUACCAAGCACUACACCAUCAGCAAGUGCCACCCUGAGGCUCAGGACUGCACCGUUGGCAAGCCCACCACUAUCGUUUAUGCUACCGGCACCACCAAGAUCCAGCCUUCGGUUGAGACUCACUACACCGUCCCUGUCCCUGAGACUGAGACUGUGGUUCCCACCAAGCCUGUUGAGACUAAGCCUGUUGAGACUGAGACUGUGAUUCCUACCAAGCCUGUCGAGACCAAGCCCGUCGAGACUAAGCCCGUUGAGACUGAGACUGAGGUUCCAACCAAGCCUGUGGAAACUAAGCCUGUCGAGACCCAGCCUGGUGUUUCCUACUCCGCUCCUCAGCCCGCCGAGACUCAGCCCACCUACGAGCAGCCUUCCUACCCGGCCCAGCCCGAGCAGUCUCAGCCUGUGAAGCCCGCCGAGUCCCAGCCCGCUCAGACCUACUCCACCCCCGACCAGCCCGAGGGUUCCUACCCUGCUCCUCUCGCCGCCACCACCGAAGAGUCCGAUGACGGCGUCGAGGAGAAGACAGUCCCCGCCACCGGUGCCGCUGGCCGCCUGAUGGGCAACGUCGAGGUUGUCCUGGCCGCCGCCGGAGUUGUCGCCCUUCUCCUUUAA
Molecule: messenger RNA, 4065 nt
Organism: Fusarium falciforme
Lineage: Eukaryota; Fungi; Ascomycota; Sordariomycetes; Hypocreales; Nectriaceae
Exons: 1
Coding region: 79-4065 (1328 amino acids)
Source: RefSeq, a predicted model, not a curated record